AUGUCUGCAACUCCAGAAAAUCGCCCAGAGCUGUAUGAAGAAGUCAAACUAUAUAAUAACGCUAGACAAAGAGAGAAGUUUGAUAAUUUGGCGGACCUUUAUGCAGUCAUCAACACAUUGCAACAAUUAGAGAAGGCAUACAUCAGGGAUUGUGUCACGCCCAAAGAAUAUACAGGUGCUUGUAGCAAACUGUUGGUGCAAUAUAAGGCAGCAUUCAGACAAGUGCAAAGUGAUGAAUUUCCAGCAGUUGAUGCAUUUGUCAAAAAAUAUAGAUUGGAUUGUCCUGCAGCUUUGGAACGAAUUCAUGAAGACAGACCUAUAACCAUUAAGGAUGAUAAGGGCAAUACAAGCAAAUGCAUAGCAGAUAUAGUCUCACUUUUCAUUACUAUCAUGGAUAAACUAAGAUUAGAUAUAAGAGCAAUGGAUGAUUUACACCCUGAAGUCAGAGACUUGGUGGAUACAAUGAACAGGCUCAGCAUUUUACCAUCAGAUUUUGAAGGCAAACAGAAAGUUGUGGAAUGGCUAGCUACUUUGAAUUCCAUGCAGGCCUCUGAUGAAUUAUCUGAGUCUCAAGUGAGACAGUUGCUAUUUGAUCUUGAAGGCUCAUAUGCUGCCUUCAAUAGGGUACUUCAUAAUUCUGCUUGA
Messenger RNA from Phaedon cochleariae (mustard beetle), 645 nucleotides. The record is from the annotation of a GenBank genome assembly. NCBI's taxonomy places the organism in Eukaryota, Metazoa, Arthropoda, Insecta, Coleoptera, Chrysomelidae.